UUAGAGCAAACCAGAAUCACCUUAACACAAUGGACACCCACCAUUUCCUCACCUUGUGCUUCUUCCUUCUCCUCUCUUGCCAUGCCCUCACUUCCUCUGCCACCACUGCAGAGGAAGACGCUUCCGAUUUCGUCCGCCGAUUAGACCGGAAGUCACUUGGCCUUCACAAGAAAGAAAAACUGAGCCACAUCAAGCUCUACUUCCACGACAUUGUAAGCGGACCCAAUCCUACAUCGGUUACAGUUGUUCCCCAAGCCCACAAGAACGACACCACCUUCUUCGGCAUGGUCAAAAUGAUUGACGACCCUUUGACUCAGGGGCCGGAUCGGAGUUCCAAGCUUGUGGGGAAGGCUCAAGGGUUCUAUGCCGCUUCAUCACAGAGCGAGUUCAGUUUGCUCAUGGCCAUGGACUUCGUUUUCAUUGAAGGGAAGUACAAUGGCAGCACCAUCACCAUCUUGGGGAGGAACGCUAUUUUCAACAAGGUGAGAGAGAUGCCUGUGGUUGGUGGUAGUGGCAUUUUCAGGUUUGCUAGAGGAUAUGCAGAGGCUAGAACCAAGUCGAUUGAUUUCAAAACUGGGGAUGCUAUGGUGGAGUUUAAUGUUUAUGUUUUCCAUUAUUGAUCAUUUAUAUUAGGUGGUUGUUGUGAUAUCUUAAGUCAGAUUAAGGUGUGGUACCAAAAUGAGUUGAUUCGAUAAUAAAGACUCAUGUACCAGUUAAAAUUUUAAUUAUGUUAUAUCAUAGUAAUGCAGUAUUCCAUUCUUAGGAACGUGAGAUUUGCGAGUUGUGUUUUCAAGCUUUGUUCAUCCGUCAACCAUUGUCAUUUUACGCACAUCUUCAUCACCA
Lotus japonicus is the source of this 843-nucleotide messenger RNA. Its product is annotated as dirigent protein 22-like. NCBI's taxonomy places the organism in Eukaryota, Viridiplantae, Streptophyta, Magnoliopsida, Fabales, Fabaceae. The record is from RefSeq and is a predicted model, not a curated record. The transcript has a single exon. The coding region runs from base 30 to 620 and encodes 196 amino acids.